Molecule: messenger RNA, 6226 nt
Organism: Salvelinus namaycush (lake trout)
Lineage: Eukaryota; Metazoa; Chordata; Actinopteri; Salmoniformes; Salmonidae
Product: ankyrin repeat and SAM domain-containing protein 1A-like
Exons: 25
Coding region: 194-3706 (1170 amino acids)
Cellular component (GO): cytosol
Molecular function (GO): protein binding
Source: RefSeq, a predicted model, not a curated record
UUGCUCCGUGGUACUGAACGAAACUUUUCCCCGGAGCUACAGUGGAAGAUCAGAACAAUCCUGGAGAAUUGUGUUGCUGGGAGAGUGAUCCAGUCGUGCAGGGAACCAUUGUUUUCCUCAGUACGCCUGUGAUAUUGGUAGAGAACCGCAAAGUAUUUUUUCUCCCGUGUUCUAACCCCCUACUCUAUCCGAGAUGGGGAAGGAGCAGGAACUCCUAGAGGCGGCGCGCACUGGAAAUCUUGCCGCUGUGGAAAAGCUUCUUUCUGGGAAACGACAAUCGACUGGAAGUGGCAGUGGAUCAUCGGGGACUGGUGGAAGCAGCAAUAUCAGUGGUCACAAUGCUUCUCACCCGCUGUCCAGCCUUCUCAGUAUCUGGAGGGGUCCUAAUGUAAACUGUGUGGACAGCACUGGAUACACUCCUCUACACCAUGCUGCCCUAAAUGGACACAGUGAGGUAGUGGAGGCGCUGCUACGUAACGAGGCCUUGACCAACAUCGCUGACAAUAAGGGCUGCUACCCCCUGCACCUGGCCGCAUGGAAGGGGGACCAAAGGAUCGUCAGGCUACUCAUUCACCAAGGCCCCUCACACCCCAAACUCAACGAGCAGAGCUCCUCUGUAGAGCACAAAGAGUUGAAACGCUGUGGGCCCUUUGACCUACAUAUUAAUGCCAAGAACAACGACAAUGAGACCCCCCUCCACUGUGCCGCCCAGUACGGCCACACCCAGGUGGUGCGUCUGCUGCUGGAGGAGCUGACCGACCCCACCAUGAGGAACAACAAGCUUGAGACGCCGCUGGACCUGGCCGCACUCUACGGCCGUCUGGAGGUGGUCAAACUGCUGCUUACCGCCCACCCCAACCUGCUCUGCUGCAACACCAAGAAACACACGCCGCUGCACCUGGCGUCACGCAACGGACACCUGGCCGUGGUGGAGGUGCUGCUGGCAGCCGGCAUGGACAUCAACUACGAGACGGAGAAGGGCAGCGCCCUCCAUGAAGCAGCUCUCUUUGGGAAGACUGACGUGGUGCAGAAACUUCUGAGUGCAGGGGUUAAUGUGAACAUGGUGGACAGCAAGGGCCUGACAGCGCUGGACACUGUCAGAGAAAUGCCCUCUCAGAAGAGCCGACAGAUAGCAGCUCUAAUCCUGGGCCAUAUGUCAGGAAAUCCCCCUGUUUUACACUUGCCUCCUCCCCCUGUCCCUCCACCUAAUGAGAGCCCUAGCCUUCGGAAAAAAGGUGAGCUGGGGGUGGUGAGUGAGCUGAUCUCGGGGCUGGCCCCGGGGCCUGAGGAGGAGAGCCCAUAUGAGGCGCUGUUCGAGGCCACUUCCUGUCACUCUCUGGACAGCCUGGCCAGUGGCAAGUCCUCCGACAGGGACUCUGGACGACCUGACAGUGAAGCCGGAAAGAAAGACCGGCUUGCUCACCAAUCCCAACAUGCCCCAGGCCAGGAAGAGGAGCUUAACUCAGAGGCCCUGUACACUAACAGCAGCAUCGAUGAGAGAGGGGAGGAGGAUCACACGUAUGAACUGCUGCUCUCCGCCCAUACUGAAGUCCCCCAGUCCGCACAGGACCCCCCAUUACAGAAAUGUACAGAUGAGAACGCUACCUCCCAACAGUCUUCCAACAGUCUUCUACCUCAGCAGCGGAAGCCCACUGCCCCUAGUGACCUCCGACCUUCAGGCCAGACGGGCGACAACCUGAAGCUCCCCGGACCUCCUGUGGUUGGGCCGGGACGGACGGGCCUCGGCCUCACUGGUGAUAACUCCUUGCUCGGCCAGGACCUGGUCGCAGUACCUGAAGUGUUCACAGGCCUCCUGCACGGAUCCUCGCCCGUCUUUGACUGUCGGGAGGAGUCCAUCAGCAGCCUGCCAGGUGGAGUACUGACACAGUCCAGCCAAGGCCAACAGCCGGCGCCAGCUCCAACAGCACCCACCAAAGCAACAGAAGCUCCGCCUCCUCCAAACAAUCCAAUCAACAUGUCUGCCGUCCUGACAGACUGUGACCCCAAAGCUAUCUAUGCCACCGUGUCCAAGGGGGAGCCCAGGGACAGAGACAGGGACAUUGGGUCUGGGGCUGUGCCUGCUGGCAGGAUGCGCCCACCUGGGGAUUUGAAGCUGGCUCGCAGCUUUUCCAAGUCGGACUCAGACCUGCUGGUGUCGCCGCCUAGCGAGGAGGAGGGAGGGCUGGGCAGCCGCAGUGAGUCCGUCUCGAACUGCAGCGCAGCCAAAAAGAGGCUGGAGAAGUCGCCCUCGUUCGCCUCUGAAUGGGACGAGAUUGAGAAGAUCAUGACGUUGAUUGGAGCAGGCAUUGAUUUCUCUAGAGACCAGCAGUACUCUACCCCAGGUGGGGCGGCUGGGCGGCUGCUGGACCAGCCUGUGGGAGACUGGCUGGAACACGUGGGGCUGCCGCAGUACGAGAGCAAGCUACUGCUCAACGGCUUCGACGACCUGCACUACAUGGGUAGUAAUGUGAUGGAGGAGCAGGACCUGAGGGAGAUAGGCAUCACAGACCCAGGACAUCGGAGGAAGAUCCUGCAUGCAGCUCGAUCCCUACCUAAGGUGAAGGCCCUCGGCUGCGACGGCAGCAGCUCUCUGUCCUCCUGGCUGGACCUCCUGGGCCUGCAGGAGUACCAACACAGCUUCCUGUCCAGCGGAUACCGUAGCCUCGACUCUGUCAAGAACCUGUGGGAACUGGAGAUUGUCAAAGUGCUGAAGAUCUCCCUGCUGGGACACAGGAAACGGAUCAUCGCUUCACUGGCCGAGCAGCCUUAUGAGGAACCUCCUGUCAAGCCCCCCCGCCUGUCCCAGAUCAGGUGUCAGGACCUGGUAUCCCAGACCUCCUCUCCCAUCAGUCACAUGGACUCCUAUACGGGCCGCUCCAUGGACCCCAUCCUGCCCCUGGGGGAGCCUGGGGGGAGGAAGGGGCCCGACCCCGAAUACGAUGUGGCCCCCCACCGUUCCCGCAGUGAACGACACCGAUCACAUGAGAGGUAUGAGGAGCGGCAUCGUGAGCCUCGUCUGACCCUGCGACCCCCCAGCCUGGCAGCACCCUAUACCCCUGUACAGAACUGGCACCACCAGCCUGAGAAGCUCAUCUUUGAAUCCUGUGGAUAUGAAGCCAAUUACCUGGGAUCUAUGCUCAUCAAGGAGCUACGGGGGACCGAGUCCACCCAGGAUGCCUGUGCCAAAAUGAGGAGGUCAACAGAGCAGAUGAAGAAGGUCCCCACCAUCGUCCUCUCCAUCACCUAUAAAGGGGUGAAGUUCAUUGAUGCUGCCAAUAAGAACAUCAUUGCAGAACAUGAAAUCCGGAACAUCUCGUGCGCGGCCCAGGACCCAGAGGAUCUGUGCACGUUUGCCUACAUCACCAAGGACCUGCAGACCAACCACCACUACUGCCAUGUGUUCAGCACAGUGGACGUGAACCUGACCUAUGAAAUCAUCCUGACGCUGGGACAGGCAUUUGAGGUGGCCUAUCAGUUAGCUCUCCAGGCCCAGAGGACCAAACAGCACCAGGGCAUCCCAGCAGGACCCGGGGCAGAGGUCAUCGAGACCAAAUCCAGCCGGCCCGUUCCCAAACCACGGGGUGGCGUAAGGAAAUCAGGGGUGGACCCGUUGGAACUGGAAGUGGACUCCCAGUCCCAGGGCAGCACCACGUGGCUGGUGGACCCUGUCCCCAAAGACUCCAAGAGGACCAUCAGCACUAACUGACUACCAUGACCGGACACCCAGCCAGAGUGAGAGGUCAGGGGUGACCCAUACCCAUGGGGUUGUGUUGUGGGGCAGGAGGCAUUUUUGGAACCAGGAGAAAGGCCACUUUCCAUGCACCCUUCCUACCAGUACCACUGGAGACAUGCUUGCAUACACCAGGAAGGCCCUACCUCCUCUCUGACACCCCUGGCCCUCUCCUCAUGCUCCACUCCUUCUCACCUCCACUGAGGUGUUCAGCUCCAGGGGUCAGCGCUGUAGCUCUGUAUCACACAGACAGGAAGUCAGCCCCCAAGCAGUAGGCCCAAACAACCAAUAUCCUCACUGCAUCCACUUACUUACACUGGAAAAUGGACUCAAUAUGUCAAAGCUUGGUCAGUUAUCCAGAGACUGAAAGGUGGGUGUUUGUUUGGUAGGCAUCUCUUUCAAUGUGAAGCACUCGACUUUAACAUCCCUCCUUUUCUGUUUUUUUUUACAAAUGGAAACAUGUUUAUCCUUGACAGGCCAGUGAAUGCUGUUCAGACAGUGUAUUUUAUCUAUGGGGGUUUGAGAGUGUCAUGUUCCCAGUUGUUGUUUUUCCCUGACAUUUUGUGACUUGUGUAUCCAUUCCAUGAGAGUUGAAGAUGGAUGCUUCUCUAGAUCGAUCCCUCAGAGGGGCCUUUCCCAUACACUUAUAUGUGUCUUCGCUGAGGGCUACGCUAAGCUAAUGUUUACUCUGACAGGGAAUUUUAUUAAGGUACAGACAGUGGUAAUCAACAUAAAAAUAAUUUUUUGAGAAAAGAAGUAGAGAUCUACCUGGAUAUCUCACUGGGAAAUGGGAGACCGAUUUAGAUAAAGGAACGCAUUAAAGUUGUCCUCGGUAUGCUAUACUCACUAGGGUACGAUUGGGUAGAAUAAUUACAAUGCGAGAUGCAGCAGUACACUCACAGGCUUUCACAUGUCCAUCCAUUCAAGCACCGGGUCAGUUACAUCAAAGCAUCGCUUUAUCUUCAUUUUCUCAUUCAUAACAUACAGAACUGUGAUAGUUAACGUAAUAGUGUACAGGAGGAAUAAUCUGACAUGGAUGAAGUUUGGAGGGCUGUUCAACUGACACUACAGCAACUUUUAAAAACAGGGGAAGUGUCUUUUUGUAUGUUUAAACUGUUCAGUUACUGGAAACUAUAGGACCUGUUAGGAGGUACUGUGAUGGCCUUUUAUUCCCCCUGAUUCGAUUUGAUUUAUUUUAAACUAGUCAAUGCAGAAAACCAGUCCUGUAAGAUUUUAGGUACAAUAUGGUACAAUGUUUUCUCCCCAUAUGGUAUCUCUCCUGGUACGUUGACUGUUUUGGGUACUCUGUGGUCAGCUGGAGUGUUGAGCCUCUGUGGGUACAUAGACUAGCUAUAUGGUACUCACUCUAUAUGAUACAGCUGUCUUUAGCUGGUUGAUGUGAGCGCCUGCAGCCAUCAACCUGGUCCUGUGUCCGCGUUUGCACAUAAGGAUCAUGGGUAGUACAAUGGGACUAUUCUGAGGAUAUUAAUGAAGACUAUGAUGAUGAUAACAAUGAUAUUGGAUUGUAAAUUAAUCUCUAGCAGUCGGUAUUUUGAUACUUGAAUGAUUUUGUUUUUAUAGAUAUCUAUGUAUAUGUAUGUACCUAUGUAAUUGUUUUGCCACAUUUGUAAAAAGGACUGUCUUAUUAAGUUCAACAUAUCAUGAUACUGUUAGGUUCUAAUUUUGAGUAAAUAACUCACGGACACUAGAGAAGCUUAACCAAGUUGAAUUCUUCCCAAAGGGUUGUUACAGCUGUAAUUCAGACACCGACAUGGCUUCCCCAGUGGUAGUAUUCAUACCCCACUUUGGGUGGAGUCUCCUUAUCUCUAAACAUUGCAUCAUUCUUGCUAAGCAGGGAGCUAAGUGAUAUGAGCCUUCAACGGUUUCUCCCCUUAUCAGUACUGCCACAUGCAAUUGUGUUCCCUGCACUCAGCCCCUCCCAAGCUUCAUUAUGGCACCCCUCAUGUCUCUUUAGUACCUAAUGUUCCUAUACUUCUGAGUAUAACAAUGUUCAAAGUUUCACCCCGAUUCCAACAAUACCCAACGAUUGAAAACAGGCUGAGAGAAAGAACUCAGAGAGACAUCACUACAGAAACAAAGAAAAAAGAUUGUAAAUGACCUUGGGCUUCCAGUCCUUUUUUAUGAUUAUUAUUUUUCAUAAUUGUACAACUAAUAAAUGAAGAAAUUAUGAACCAGAUUCCUCUGGUCUUUUUUCUAUGUACUUGACAAUCAUUCAGCCAUGAAGAAAUUCAUACUGUUCUUAGUACUGUAGGCUCUGAUUAAAUGUGUGUAGUCACAACAAGACAGAGAAAAGGUAAUGAUGAUAGUAUGAUGAACCAACAUGAUCACGUCUUAGCAUGCAUGGUUACCUGACAGGCUUGGUGUUGCAUCUACUGACUCAUUCAAUUUGAUAUUCAGACAGUUACCAAAGUGAAAUCCCCAUUGGACGUCAGUGGUUAAUGUUUACUGAAGACCUGGAUAGUCAAUAACAUCUCU